Messenger RNA from Argentina anserina (silverweed cinquefoil), 908 nucleotides. RefSeq names its product pathogenesis-related thaumatin-like protein 3.5. NCBI's taxonomy places the organism in Eukaryota, Viridiplantae, Streptophyta, Magnoliopsida, Rosales, Rosaceae. Bases 18 to 908 code for a protein of 296 amino acids. Gene Ontology annotation, cellular component: extracellular region. The record is from RefSeq and is a predicted model, not a curated record. The transcript is spliced from 3 exons. Gene Ontology annotation, biological process: defense response.
CCACCUGAAACUUUAUAAUGGCAUCUCAAACUUCCCCGGGCCUCUUUUUCCUCCUCUUUUCCAUUUCCUUCUCUUCAGCUUACUCAUCCAUAUUCUCCAUAACAAACAACUGCCCCUACACCAUCUGGCCUGGCACAUUAUCCGGUUCCGGCACGCCUCCGCUUCCGACAACCGGGUUUCAGUUGUACUCAGGACAGAGUGCAAGAAUUGAUUCUGUUCCGGGAUGGUCAGGACGUAUAUGGGCUAGAACAGGGUGCACAUUCAAUGAGUUGGGAGUUGGAACAUGUCAAACAGGUGACUGUGGAGGAAGGCUACAAUGUGAUGGCAAUGGUGCCAAACCACCUGCUUCACUCUUUGAAAUAACCCUCGGCAAGGGCAAUGACAAAGAUUUCUAUGAUGUCAGCAUCGUUGAUGGAUACAAUCUGCCUCUUGUUGCCACCCCUCGCGGCGUCUAUGGUGCUUGUAACGCCACCGGAUGCGUCUCUGAUAUCAACACAGGUUGUCCGAAAGAGCUUCAGGUGGUGGGAGGUGAAAGUGAAGGGAAUGUGAUUGGAUGCAAGAGUGCCUGCGAUGUGUUCGGUUUGGAUCAGUAUUGCUGCAGCGGGCAGUUUGCUAAUCCAACUACAUGCCGGCCCUCCACUUAUUCAACCAUUUUCAAGCGAGCUUGUCCAAGUGCUUACAGUUAUGCUUUUGAUGAUGGCACAAGCACUUUUACAUGCAAGGCCUUUGAAUAUGCCAUUGUUUUCUGUCCUAACAGCAACGGGCCAAGUGAACCGAAUAGCACGUUGGCACCUCCAAGAUUUCAAGUGCCUGGUACUGGGAAGGUUGUGCAGGUGGCUUCCUCCUCAGACAUGCUUUUACCAAUUCCGCCGCUAAUCUUUCUUCUCAUCCUGAACAUACUGUUUUGA